GUUCUAUUCUACAAUGCGCAUGCGUAGUUCGCUGCUAAGGAAGAAGGGAAAAUGUCUCUUGCGAGCUUUUUACCGGCGCCGACCCAACUGUCACAGGACCAGCUGGAGGCAGAGGAGAGGCUCCGGGCACAGAAGUCCUACUCCACCGCCCUGGUUUCCUCCCGCAGAGAGCCUCCUCCUUACGGGCACAGAAAGGGCUGGGUGCCCCGCUCACUUGAGGACUUUGGAGAUGGGGGCGCUUUCCCAGAGAUCCAUGUGGCCCAGUUCCCUCUGGAGAUGGGCAGGAAGAAAAAGACCUCCAAUGCCCUGGCAGUGCAAGUGGACGCAGAAGGGAAGAUCAAAUAUGACGCCAUCGCUAGACAAGGACAGGGCAAGGAUAAGGUGAUCUUCAGUAAGUACACAGACCUCCUCCCCAAGGAAGUGCUGAACAACGAUGCUCCAGAACUACAGAGGCCUGACGAGGACGCCAUUAAAGAGCUGACAGAGAAGACCCGAGCUGCCUUGGACAAGCAGGUGUCUCAGAAGAUCGCUGCUGCCAUGCCUGUGAGAGCUGCAGACAAACAGGCCCCUGCACAAUAUAUCAGAUACACUCCAUCCCAGCAAGGAGUGGCCUUCAACUCAGGGGCUAAGCAGAGAGUGAUCCGCAUGGUGGAGAUGCAGAAGGACCCCAUGGAGCCUCCACGUUUCAAGAUUAACAAGAAGAUACCCCGUGGACCUCCCUCACCCCCUGCACCUGUCAUGCACUCUCCAAGCAGAAAGAUGACAGUGAAGGAGCAACAGGAGUGGAAGAUUCCCCCUUGCAUUUCCAACUGGAAGAACGCAAAGGGCUACACCAUUCCUCUGGACAAGCGUCUGGCUGCUGACGGCAGGGGGCUGCAAACAGUUCACAUCAACGAAAACUUUGCCAAGCUGGCCGAGGCGCUCUACAUUGCUGACAGAAAGGCCAGAGAGGCAGUGGAGAUGCGUGCCCAGGUAGAAAAGAAGAUGGCCCAGAAGGAGAAGGAGAAGAAGGAGGAGAAACUGAGGGAGCUGGCCCAGAUGGCGCGAGACCGCAGGGCAGGCAUCAAAGGUCAUGGAGAAAAAGGUGGUGAGGACAGUGAGGCCAGGGAGCGUGAAGACAUCCGCCAAGAAAGAAGGAAAGAGAGACAGCACGACAAGAACAUUUCCAGAGCUGCUCCCGAUAAGAGGUCGAAGCUACAGAGGGACCAGGACAGAGACAUCAGCGAGCUCAUCGCUCUUGGUAUGCCCAACCCACGUUCCUCCAGCGAGGCACAGUACGACCAGCGACUCUUCAACCAGAGCAAGGGUAUGGAUAGCGGUUUUGCCGGCGGCGAGGAUGAGACAUACAACGUGUACGACCAGCCGUUCCGCAGCGGCAGAAACAUGGCCCAGAACAUCUACCGGCCCAGCAAGAACAUUGACAAAGACACCUACGCCGAUGACUUUGACACACUCAUGCGCAACAACAGGUUCGUUCCAGACAGGGAGUUCUCAGGUGCCGACCACGGGCAGAGGCGAGAAGGGCCGGUGCAGUUUGAGGAGGAUCCCUUCGGUCUGGACAAGUUCUUGGAGGAGGCUAAACAGCACGGCGGCUCCAAGAGGCCUUCCACCAGCAGCCGCUCCAAGGACGACUACCACGAGAAGAAACGCAGGAAGGAGUGAGAGCAUCCAAGAAAUGGAGGGAGGUUGUCUGCAACAUCUUGGACUUACUAUCCAAAAUCCUCUGUUAAGAACAUUUUCCUCUCAGUUGGAGAGAAAGUGUUACUUUUUUUUCCUUCCUUUUGUUGUACGUGUGAGA
Myripristis murdjan (pinecone soldierfish) is the source of this 1798-nucleotide messenger RNA. It is a transcript of the gene snw1, whose product is annotated as SNW domain containing 1. Gene Ontology annotation, cellular component: spliceosomal complex. Gene Ontology annotation, biological process: mRNA splicing, via spliceosome. Bases 52 to 1662 code for a protein of 536 amino acids. The transcript is spliced from 14 exons. The record is from RefSeq and is a predicted model, not a curated record. Lineage: Eukaryota; Metazoa; Chordata; Actinopteri; Holocentriformes; Holocentridae.